UAACACUCUUCUCGGGCUCCACCCGGUUAGAACCGGUAUCACGCUUCCACUUUGCCCAGUCCCGUCUUGCCUCUCCAGAGUCACAUCUCCGACACAGCUGAGGCAAGACAGCCAGUGGAAAAUGCUAUACAACUGAACUCGCGCACUAGAAGCCCUCCCCGCCCGUUCCUCGAUUCCACUUCUCCUGCACAAUCUCUGCGCCGGCCGAAACCUUAAAGACGCAGUUGGUAGAAGGGUCGCGUGGUCCUCGCCGUCUCUUCGUCAGACCAAAGCUUUCCCUCUCGUCCGAUCUUUGGCUCCAUCCUUGUUCGACCGAACACGAGGGAGAGAAGCGCAAAGACCACAACCGCCCCGCCCGACAACCUUCGAACAAAAGCGAUUUGAGACAUAUAUACACACAUAAAGAAACAUGGCGGCGCGAGCAAGUACGCCGCCGGCGCCAGCGAGUCCCUCCUCCGGCUCCUCCGCUGCCGGAACGCCACCCGGAAGCGCAACCAAGAAUGAGUUUACCAAGGAACAGUUCGCCGUCGAUGACGAUGCGCCGUCCUUCGCCGAGCAGAACGCCGGCCCCGAGCUGAAGCGCAGGCUCAAGUCUCGCCAUUUGCAAAUGAUUGCCAUUGGUGGUACGAUUGGUACUGGUCUCUUCAUCGGUUCCGGCAGCGCCCUCGCCAAGUCGGGCCCCGGUGGUAUCCUCAUCGCCUACUGCUUUAUCGCCUCCAUCGUUUACAGCAUCAUGAUGUCCCUCGGCGAAAUGGCCACCUACAUCCCCGUUACCGGCGGUUUCACCACCUACGCGGCUCGCUUCGUUGACAGGUCUCUCGGUUUCUCCAUGUCGUGGAUCUACUGGUUCUCUUGGGCCAUCACCUUUGCGCUCGAGCUGGUCGCUACUGGUCUGAUCAUUCAAUACUGGAACGACUCUCUGUCCAUCGGCAUUUUCAUCGCCAUCUUCUGGGUCGUCAUCUUCAUCAUCAACAUGUUCCCCGUUUCCUGGUACGGCGAGGCCGAAUUUUGGAUGUCCUCCAUCAAGGUCAUUACCGUCAUCGGCUUCCUGAUCUUCGGCAUCUGCAUCAACGCCGGCGCCGGUCAGCUGGGCUACAUUGGCUUCAAGUACUGGCACGAACCGGGUGCUUUUGCUCCCUACAUUGUUGACCCUAGCCGCCCUGUCGCCAAGUGGGUUGGUUUCUGGUCCGUCAUGAUCCAGGCCGGUUUCUCCUUCCAGGGCACCGAGCUUGUCGGCAUCGCUGCUGGCGAGACCGAAGAUCCGCGCCGCAACGUCCCCCGUGCGAUCCGCAUGACCUUCUACCGUAUCUUCCUCUUCUUCAUCAUGACCGUCUUCUUCAUCGGCAUCCUCAUCCCCUACGAUAACAAGGACCUGAACAACAGCGGCUACACCGCGGCUGCCUCUCCCUUUGUCAUUGCUGCCCAGCUCGCCGGUGUCAAGGUCCUACCCGACAUCAUUAACGCUGUUUUGCUUACUGUCGUCCUCUCUGCCGCCAACUCCAACGUCUACUCGGGCUCUCGCAUCCUCGUCUCCCUCGCCAACGACGGCAUGGCCCCCAAGUGGUUCAAGCUCACCACCAAACAAGGCGUCCCCUGGGUUGCCGUCAUUUUCACCUCCGUGUUCGGUUUCCUCGGCUUCCUCAACCUCUCUGAAAACGGCAGCCAGGCCUUCAACUGGCUUCUCAACAUUUCGGGCGUCGCGGGCUUCAUCGCCUGGUCCGGCAUUCUCAUCGCCCACCUCCGCUUUAUGAAGGGUCUUGAGGCGCAGAACAUCCCCCGCGCCAAGCUGCCUUAUACCGCCGCUCUCGCCCCUUACUACGCCUACUACGCCCUGUUCUUCUGCGUCUUGAUCACCCUGACUCAAGGCUUCACCGCGUUCAUGCCCUGGAGCACCGAAGGUUUUUUCGUGGCGUACAUCUCGCUAAUCCUCUUCGCUGUCAUGUACCUGGGCCACAAGCUCUUCACACUCAUUGUCCACGGCGCCGCGGCGUGUAAGCCGGUCGCUGCGAAGGAUAUGGAUCUUACUACUGGAUCUUUGGAUCUGGAUGUGGAGAUUAUCGAUGAGGUCGAGGAGCCUACGAGUAUCUGGAAGAAGAUUGGAACGGGUAUCAUGGGUUAAGGGGAAGAGGGUUGUGGAUGUAAGGAUUGAUGUACGUUACGGAUCACGAACGAUGGAUGAGGAGUGGAUGGGAUAUGAAAAGGGAAUGAUGGAACGGGCAUAUACACUAUGUCUUGUAGUUUCUUUUUACACAAGCGUUUUACGUUGGAUUUUCGUUUUUGGAUGGAUGUAUACCUAGCUAAUUGCUCAAAAAGAAGGCGGCGGUGUUAUAGAUUGAUACCCCGG
Molecule: messenger RNA, 2344 nt
Organism: Neurospora tetraspora
Lineage: Eukaryota; Fungi; Ascomycota; Sordariomycetes; Sordariales; Sordariaceae
Product: amino acid permease-domain-containing protein
Exons: 3
Coding region: 410-2119 (569 amino acids)
Biological process (GO): amino acid transmembrane transport
Cellular component (GO): membrane
Molecular function (GO): amino acid transmembrane transporter activity
Source: RefSeq, a predicted model, not a curated record